CUAUAUUUAUGGCACAUCACUAGUCGAUGAGACUUCUUACUGCUCAAUGAAACCAUUUCAUUACUCCGCCGUUCUGGGACGAGAGAGAACGAUUCUUGUGCUUAUUUUGUGUUGGAUAAAUAUGUCGUCGCAAAAAGGAAGUACGCCGUACAAAGGCUCAAGGCGGUGCUUCGGUGAGUACCGAUGCACGCAAUGCAACCGCAUGUGGAUGAGCGGCAAUUCGUGGGCGAAUUACGGGCAAGAGUGCACCAACUGCAAGAUAAUGGUCAUGGCGCAUAAACAGAGGCCCCUGAAUAAGCCUGAUGGCCUAGACAAGAGUGACUUGGAGAAACCCCAUCCUCAACACCUUUGCGGGAAAUGCAAAGCUUUGGGGAGAUACUGCGGCAAAACGUCAUAUUACUAAGCUUUCAUGAAAGAAAGAAAGAAAGAAAGAAAGAAAAGAAAUUUAUUUUGCAACAAACACAAGUUACAUAAACAUAAGAUAAACAAGCGAAACAGACAAAAAAAAACUUAGAACUAUGUUUGUCACAAAAAAGGCACCAUGAUAGGUCUUUGCAUGGGUUUCGGCUGUGUAGCCGUCGCUCUAAUGUUCACUUUUACCGCCAAGCAACAUUGUACAGUCAGACACAUAAUUAGCUGAAUAUAAAACGUUUCCACAUUAACUUCAAUCAAAUUAUUUUUCUUUAUUUAAAAUAACGUAAACCAUCUAUUUUAUUAAAAAACGAUUGUUGAUAACAUUAAAAAAAAUCAGAGGUUUUUCAUUUUGAAUUUGUUCAGCUAAUUUUGCGGCUGACUGUACAUGUCAUGCUGUGUUUCUGUUUGAAGGAUGUUGUACCAGUUAUAAAGACUAUGAAAUUUAAUCAUUUCUCAUGUUAAAGCGAAUGUUAGACAUUAAAAUUAAACUAUUUUUCGGAUUUUAUCGCGGUUUAAAUAUUUUUGUUUUCUAGUUAUUGGUAGACCACCAACUAAAAUUUAAAAAGUUGUAUAAUUGUAAAAUGUAGGUAGAUAUUGUAACUUUGACUUUGCGGAUGACCAACACCUCAGUCUACCCGGGACCACGAAGGCUGUUACUUCCAAAACGUCGCGAGACAACUAAAAUAUUAAAACCGCGACAAAAUUCGAAAAAUAUUAAAUUUUAAUGACUACGAAAUUUAUCAUCUAACCUUUCGAGGUGACUGUUAUGCAUUAGGAGUUGACUUCAUUAUAUUCAUAAGGGUAGCAAUAAAAACUGUAAAUAAUAAUGUAUCGACUAUAUGAAAUACUUAUACAUAACUAUCUGUAUCUGAAUUGGCUAUAUGACAAUUUAAAUAUAAUCGCAUUGGGUGUAACUCCUGUAAGAUUAUAUUUAAUAAAUAAAUUAUUAUUAUAAAUCUUUAGACCCUAGUUUGGAGUAUUUAAGUCGAGAAGCUAGUAUAUUGUAAUUAAACAUGUUUGUAUUAAUAUAAUUCGGUGUUCAUAAAGGUUUAGUUAUUAAAUUAUCCGUGGUGCUGA
Molecule: messenger RNA, 1491 nt
Organism: Manduca sexta (tobacco hornworm)
Lineage: Eukaryota; Metazoa; Arthropoda; Insecta; Lepidoptera; Sphingidae
Product: zinc finger CCHC domain-containing protein 24
Exons: 4
Coding region: 47-403 (118 amino acids)
Source: RefSeq, a predicted model, not a curated record